CCAGAGCGCGUCAUAUAUAGCGCAGCUUCCUACGGAUUCGAGCACUCGAUAGAACCAGCUGGUAAGCGUUCGGUCGGCAUGGAAUCGCGCAGAGCCUUCGUACUGUCCGGCUUCUCGAAUGACGUCAACGGGAGACAGUUCGUGUUUCAAGACGACGCAACGACUCUACCGGUCUGUGCUCUUUGUGACCAAGUUUCGUCGCAGUGGUACGUCCUCAACUGCUGUCAUCGUUUCUGCCAGAGCUGCUUCAACGAUGUCGUGCAGAAAACUCCGCUGACACUUCGCUGUCCUCUGGACUCAAAAUCGUUUCGUCCUAGGAGGCCGCUGGAACCCAGCGAAGACACCACGGUCCUCGAGCGUAGUGUUUCCUGUUGGAACCAAAGGCACGGCUGCGACUUCAUCGGGACGGUGACCGAGAUGAUUCAUCACUUCGGCAGUUGCCACCACUACGAAGUCACGUGUCGGCUGUGCGGCAGCGCCAUUUUGUGGCGGGGGCUGGCUGCACACGUCAAGUCUGAUCACGGGAGAACAACCAGGGCGUCCAAGGCGAACGAGUUACCCCUUCCCGAUGCGCACGAGGACGUCGUUCCAGCCGAGCCACUGUCACUGGAUAGUCUCUUGGCGUGCUUGGCGGACCUGGCGUCUCGCUGCACGGACAUCAGGUCAACUCAAGACAGCCAUUUCCUGCAGCUAACCAGAAGCGUGGACUCGCUCAAGACUCAGCUGCAAGCUUCGCACGAGUCGCCGCGCACUCGCUUACAGAGAGAAUCCUCCGCAAAUGUGGAAGCAAAACGAAUAUGCUGCGAGCGACCGGAGCACGAAGAUUUGCCCCUUUCCAAGUUCGAGUGGAAGGUGACGCGGUUCUCGGAGAUCCGAGUCGGCAUCCAGUAUUUCCGCAGCGAGAUCUUCGAAGUAGCCCCAGGGUACCAAGUCCAGUUGAAGGGCUACAUCGACGGCAUCACCAGGGUGGAGCUGAAGGUAGCGGCCACGAUUUGGAAGACCGCCCACGCGACUCAAGACUGCGGCGACUGUAGAACUUGGCAGUACACCAGGGCCUGCCUCUUCCAGGUCGUGAACAUUGAGCGUCCGGCCGAUUCUAGCGAGGUGAGAUAUGACCUGGAUGAAGUGUUCAAGACGUCGACCCCGCUCUUGGACACUCCCAAUGGUGUUACGUCGCCGUGGCUUGACAUUAGUUCCAUUGACAGAGCCACUUUUCAGAGGGACUUUGUCUCCGAAGAUGCCUUUGUAAUUAUGUUCAGCAUUGAAGCUAGUGCGAUUUAGUCCGGAGCUGCGUUUUGUAUGUGUGUUAGUUUCUUUUAUUAUUUUAAGAUUAUUUAAGGAAAAUAAAUUUAUGAACG
Molecule: messenger RNA, 1358 nt
Organism: Ixodes scapularis (black-legged tick)
Lineage: Eukaryota; Metazoa; Arthropoda; Arachnida; Ixodida; Ixodidae
Exons: 1
Coding region: 79-1281 (400 amino acids)
Source: RefSeq, a predicted model, not a curated record